Molecule: messenger RNA, 1155 nt
Organism: Salvia splendens (bonfire salvia)
Lineage: Eukaryota; Viridiplantae; Streptophyta; Magnoliopsida; Lamiales; Lamiaceae
Product: transcription repressor OFP2
Exons: 1
Coding region: 141-998 (285 amino acids)
Biological process (GO): negative regulation of DNA-templated transcription
Source: RefSeq, a predicted model, not a curated record
GUCUCAAACCAAACCAAACCAACCACGACGCCUCUCUUUAAUCACUCUAACCGUCUCCUAACUGUAUUAUCCCUCCAUUAUUUUCCAACCCCUCCUCUAAACUCAUAAUCUCUCCCUCAUUCACUCCAUCAAAAUUGACAAUGAAGUGGUCUACAAACUCAUCUUCAUCUCUCUUCACUCGACUCCUCUCCAAAUUCACUCGAAAUUCACCCAAUAAAAGCCACACUCCUCACAAUUCCAACAAUGUGCUCGAUUUCCCCUCUCCGAAUUCAUCGUUUUACCGAGACGAAGGCCGAUUCUACAGCCUCGACGAGCACGACCCGUAUUGGAGAAUCUCCUUCACCGACGGCAGAAUCCAGCCACGCCGCAGCACCGGCGGAAUCAAUCAAGAUUCCGAUGUGUUUCCCUCCUUCCGGAGGCUCGGAUUGGCCGAGUCUCCGGAGAGGAAAUUCAGUGAAAUGGUUUCGGAUAUAAAGAAGAUGAGAGAAAACAGGGGAAUGAAACAGAGAGGAAAAACAGAGGAAAACGGAGGAAGGAAACAGAGAGGAAAACAGAGGAGUGGAGAGAGAAACGAAUAUCUUCCUCCAAUUGAAGUGAAAAGGGGGGCCCGUGUCCGUGUGCGGAGGACAAGGGCCUCGAAGGUGUACUCCCCGAGAAACGAAUGCAAGAUUCGGGCUCUCGAGGAGAUGCAGAAAGCGAGGAGCAAGGCGAAGAAGAGGGCUCCCGGUGAGUGGGUGGUGGAGGGGAAGACGGUUUUCGAUAGCGUUGUGGUUGUCAAGAGCUCGCUUGAUCCGCGUCGGGAUUUCAAGGAUUCGAUGGUUUCGAUGAUCCGGGAGAAGGGGAUAGGGCAUCCUGAUGAUCUCGAGGAAUUGUUGGCUUGUUAUUUGACGUUGAAUUGCAAUCAAUAUCAUGAUCUGAUCAUUAGCGUGUUUACACAAGUUUGGGUUGAGCUUAAAGGAGAUUCGUUUGACAAGAAUGUACCAUAUUUUUAUUGUUAGAGGAUUGCUUAGUUGAGUUUUGUUGGUGUAGUAGAAUAGAGUUUGUUUUAGAUCUAGAAUCGAUUUUUAUUAUAUAAAUAGAAAAUGGUCACAUAUAUAUGUAGCUAAGAUUCAAAUUUGAGGUAAGUGAUGGUAGUGAGUCACAAUAUUUUGGUUA